AUGGCUCGUACCAAGCAAUCCGCUAGCAAAUCCAGAGGAGGAAAGGCUCCUUGCAAGCAGCUGGCCACCAAGGCCGACCAGCAGUCGGCCAUGGCCACCGGAGAUGAAGAAGCCGCAUGUUAUCGUCCUGGAACCGUCGUCCUGCGUGAGAUUCGUCGCUACCAAAAGUGUCGAGCUGCUCAUCCGCAAACUGCCGUCCAGCGGUGA
Messenger RNA from Strongylus vulgaris, 207 nucleotides. NCBI's taxonomy places the organism in Eukaryota, Metazoa, Nematoda, Chromadorea, Rhabditida, Strongylidae. The record is from the annotation of a GenBank genome assembly.